Argentina anserina (silverweed cinquefoil) is the source of this 2271-nucleotide messenger RNA. RefSeq names its product probable metal-nicotianamine transporter YSL7. NCBI's taxonomy places the organism in Eukaryota, Viridiplantae, Streptophyta, Magnoliopsida, Rosales, Rosaceae. Gene Ontology annotation, cellular component: membrane. Gene Ontology annotation, molecular function: oligopeptide transmembrane transporter activity. The transcript has 5 exons. The record is from RefSeq and is a predicted model, not a curated record. The coding region runs from base 69 to 2189 and encodes 706 amino acids.
ACACACGCCAUUUAAGGGUCCAAGAUCCCGGCAUAGACAUUUGACCUCAGGAAUCGAGAGAGAGAGAGAUGGGCCAAGAAUCUCAAGACUACCAGAACGUAGACGAUGUCCAGAAUAACCGGGUAGACGACGAGGAUCCAAACCAGAAGCGGAAGAGAGGAGAGGAGAAUGAGGAGGAGGAAGAAGAAGAGAUAGUGUCAGUGGAGAAGCUGUUCGCGAAGCAACAAGUGCCGUCAUGGACGAGGCAGCUGACGUUCAGGGCGUUCAUAAUAAGUGGUUUGCUGAGUGUGCUGUUCAGCGUCAUAGUGAUGAAGCUCAACCUGACGACCGGAAUCAUCCCAUCUCUGAACGUGUCCGCCGGGCUUUUGGGUUUCUUCUUCGUCAGCACCUGGACCAAGAUCCUCACCAAAUCAGGCUUCUUGGCGCAGCCCUUCACAAGGCAAGAGAACACCGUCAUCCAGACCUGCAUCGUUGCUUCCUCCGGCAUCGCCUUCAGCGGCGGUUUCGGCAGCUAUCUCUUUGGCAUGAGUGAUCGCAUCGCCGCCCAUUCUUCCGACACCGCUGAUACCAAGAAUCCUGGCUUACUCUGGAUUAUUGGCUUUCUCUUUGUUGUCAGCUUUCUCGGUCUCUUCUCUGUCGUCCCUCUGCGGAAGAUUAUGAUCAUAGACUUCAAAUUGACAUAUCCAAGUGGUACCGCAACUGCUUAUCUCAUCAACAGCUUCCACACUCCUCAAGGAGCCAAGUUAGCCAAGAAACAAGUCAAGGAGUUGGGCAAAUUCUUCUCUUUCAGUUUCUUGUGGGGUUUCUUUCAGUGGUUCUAUACUGCCGGAGAUAAUUGCGGAUUUGUAUACUUCCCUUCACUCGGUCUUAAAGCGUUUCAGAAUUCAUUUUACUUCGACUUCUCACCGACAUAUGUUGGAGUCGGGAUGAUUUGCCCCCACAUAGUAAACAUAUCGGUGCUUCUUGGCGGCAUUGUUUCAUAUGGUUUGAUGUGGCCUCUCAUAUGGAAUAAGAGGGGUGAUUGGUAUGAUGCAGAUCUCAGCCCAAAAAGCAUGAAUGGACUUCAAGCUUACAAGGUCUUCAUUGCCAUUUCUUUGAUCCUUGGUGACGGACUAUACAAUUUCGUCAAGGUGCUAGGUCGAACUUUAUGUGCCUUGUAUGUUCAACUCCGACAAAAAGAUAACGAGGGCAUUCUUCCAGUGGCAGAGCAAGCCUCUCCUUCAAACUCGGAGCAGCUCUCUUUUGAUGACCAGCGCCGAACCCAACUCUUUCUGAAAGACCAAAUUCCAACAUGGUUUUCUGCUGCAGGUUAUGUUGGAAUUGCCGCAAUCUCCAUUGCCACUGUACCACACAUAUUUCCCCAACUUAAAUGGUAUUAUGUAUUGGUCAUCUACCUCAUUGCACCCACCUUGGCUUUCUGUAAUGCAUAUGGGUGUGGGCUCACUGAUUGGUCCCUGGCAUCCACAUAUGGGAAGGUCGCCAUUUUCACCAUUGGUGCAUGGGCGGGUAACUCGCAUGGUGGUGUUAUUGCAGGAUUAGCAGCAUGUGGAGUCAUGAUGAACAUUGUUUCAACAGCUUCUGAUCUAACCCAAGAUUUCAAGACCGGCUACUUAACAUUGGCUUCUCCUCGAUCAAUGUUUGUGAGCCAAAUUAUUGGGACAGCAAUGGGUUGUGUGAUUUCUCCAAGUGUGUUUUGGCUCUUCUUUAAGGCCUUCCCUGACCUGGGAGAAAUUGGAAGUGCAUAUCCUGCUCCAAAUGCUGUUGUGUACCGCAACAUGGCUAUUUUGGCUGUAGAAGGUACUGACUCUCUGCCAAAGUAUUGCGUCUUACUUUGUGGCGUGUUUUUUGCUGCGGCCUUUCUUAUAAACGUGAUAAAGGAUUGCAUUGGUAAGCAGAGGGCACGUUUUGUUCCACUGCCUAUGGCAAUGGCAAUCCCCUUCUAUAUAGGGACAUAUUUUGCCAUUGAUAUGUUCAUUGGGAGCGCAAUCAAAUUUGUGUGGGAGAAGAUAAACAAGGCCAAGGCAGAUGCUUUUGUACCCGCAGUCGCUUCUGGUAUGAUUUGUGGGGAUGGGAUUUGGACUUUGCCUGCUUCAAUACUCGCUCUUGCAGGGGUCAAGCCACCAAUUUGCAUGAAGUUCUUGUCAAGCAAAGACAAUGCUAGGGUUGAUAAAUUUUUGGGAUUAUCCUAAGGGGUGUGUGAAUGUAUGAUCAUUAGGUGUGAAACAAGUCCAUCCUUCAGUUCAAAUAUUAGCUGUUACACUUAAAUUCUUA